Perkinsus marinus ATCC 50983 is the source of this 289-nucleotide messenger RNA. Its product is annotated as 40S ribosomal protein S30, putative. Gene Ontology annotation, molecular function: structural constituent of ribosome. Lineage: Eukaryota; Perkinsozoa; Perkinsida; Perkinsidae. The record is from RefSeq and is a predicted model, not a curated record. The transcript has 2 exons. The coding region runs from base 39 to 224 and encodes 61 amino acids. Gene Ontology annotation, biological process: translation. Gene Ontology annotation, cellular component: cytosolic small ribosomal subunit; ribosome.
AGGUAGUUGCUGGCUGUUGUUGUUACCCUUCCUUUACCAUGGGAAAAGUUCACGGAUCGUUAGCUCGUGCCGGUAAGGUUAAGAAUCAGACCCCCAAGGUCCCCAAGCAGGAGAAGAAGAAGGCCAUCACUGGCCGCGCUCGCAAGCGUAUGCAGUACAACCGUCGCUUCUCUGCCAAGGUGACUGGUGGCCCUAAGAGAGGUCCCAACUCGAACCAAAAGUAAUGAGCUGGUUCGUGGACAUCAUCGUCGCCGUAACAGCCCAACUUGUUGCUACAACUACUUACUCG